This is a messenger RNA of Pomacea canaliculata, 2096 nucleotides long. Its product is annotated as bifunctional D-cysteine desulfhydrase/1-aminocyclopropane-1-carboxylate deaminase, mitochondrial-like. NCBI's taxonomy places the organism in Eukaryota, Metazoa, Mollusca, Gastropoda, Architaenioglossa, Ampullariidae. Gene Ontology annotation, molecular function: D-cysteine desulfhydrase activity. The coding region runs from base 111 to 1232 and encodes 373 amino acids. The transcript is spliced from 9 exons. The record is from RefSeq and is a predicted model, not a curated record.
CCCACGUGGUAUUAUGUAGUCUGCUUCAGCGAGUUCUGUUUACAUCACGGACAGUCUACAGAUUCAUGGUUUAAAUCCUCCACACUUUACACUCAACGUGGUGUCGGACGAUGUCUUCAGCAGAAGCGCUCACGAUCCCGUAUGAGCCACCUAGCUGGACGAAGAGACUAACAUGUGUGCCCAAACGAAAGAUUGAGUUAGCACAUCCCAACACACCGAUUCACAAAUGGACUUUACCUAGAGUACCUGAAGGAUUUUCUGUUUUCAUUAAACGAGAUGACAUGACAGGCAGUACUCUGUCUGGAAAUAAGGUGAGAAAACUGGAGUUCCUGCUGGCAGAUGCCAUUGACAAGGGCUGCAGUCACCUGAUUACCUGCGGCUCAGUUCAGUCCAAUCACUGCCGAGCUGUAGCAGUUGCUGCACGGCAGGUUGGCUUGACUCCACAUCUCUUCUUGCGUUCGGAUGCUGAGGAUGUAUUUGAUGUUGGAUGUGAGGGCAAUAUUCUUUUGGAUCGCCUUUGUGGGGCACAUAUUUAUCUUGUCCCAAAGAUCUGUCCGUACUACACACAUCUAAAACCCAGAAUGGAACGGCUUGCUCAAGAAAUACUUUCCAGAAGAGGAGAAAAAUCCUACUUAUUCCCAGUUGGUGGUUCAAACAAAAUUGGUUUGUUUGGCUACAUCAAUGUGUUUGAGGAACUAAGACAGCAGAAUGUUAUGGAAAACUUUGAUGACAUGGUCUUUGCUUGUGGCAGUGGAGGAACGGCAUCAGGGUUGUCUGUAAGCAAUUAUCUCCUGGGGUCCAAAAUAAGAUUACAUGGCAUUGUGGUGAGCAACAGUGAGAAGCAUUUUUAUCACCACUGUGACAAGACAUUGCAGAAAGUUGGUCUGACUGAUGUUUCUUCAAAGGACCUGGUCAACAUUGUAGAUGGUUAUAAAGGAAAGGGUUAUGGUCAGUCUACAGAAGAAGAGCUUGAUUUCAUCUGUCAGGUGGCAACAUCUACAGGUGUAUUGCUAGACCCCUCCUAUACUGGCAAAGCUGCUCUUGGAAUGGUAAAAGAGAUGCAAAAAAAUCCAUCAAGAUUCAAGGGCAAAGAAAUCCUUUUCUUGCACACAGGGGGAGUUUAUGGACUUUUUGAUGGAAGGAUGUCAACAGUAUUGCAGAAGAAAGAGGACAGCCAACCAUCCAUUAAAAUGUGGCCAGAUGUGGAGGGACCUUGUCCUGUUGAUGUCUGAUAGUGGAGCUUUAUGUAGCUUGACAGCUUAAUUUGUCAAUCAUUGUACAAGCUAUCACAGCUGUAAUUUUGGAUGUUCAUGUGCAGUAGAAGAGUAGCUUUGAAAAAAUAUGGGGUGGUUUUUUUUAAUAUAUCAGUCAACAUUUAUCUUAUUUUUUAAUGUGCUAUAAGUGUGUGAUCAUCUCCAAAGAACAAUGAGCAAGAAUAUCUUUCCAUGAGCAUGUUUUUGAACUCGGUUAUCAAUUUUGUUUUCCCUUCAUGUGACCACAUAAAAGCAUAAGAUUUAAUUAUCCACAAACAUUAGGGAAAUAUUAAAUUAUACUCUUGAGUGCAUGUCACAUAUAUAUGAAAAUAUGAAACUGUGAUAGUUGCAUUUGCAUUUAUUCUAAAAAGUGAUAUUUUUUAUUAAAUGUGUCUAUUUGAGAAUACUUUGCAGCUAUGACUGCUUCGUGAAAUGAACAAUUGUAAUAAGGAUCAUAUAAAUAUAGUUUAGAUUUGAGAACUUUUUGAUAUUUAGAAAUUUGUAUGUGUUUAUUGCCUUUACAUUAUAACUUUUUUUGCAUGUUUAGCAUCUUUUUACUUAAGGUUCAUUAAGUGCAUUUAGAAGCAGUAGGUAUUGACUAGUAAAAUAGAUACACCUUUUGAAGGCACUUAUUGUGCAUGAUAACAACUUUUUUGAAAAUUUACUGGGACAAAAGAAUAUUUAUUGUGAAGUCACACUUUUGACAUUACCUAAAGGACCCAGUAGACCAGAGACAUGGAUAGUGCUAUGCUUUGCUGUCUUCGUAAACCACUAGAUAAGAUUUAUUGCUUCUUUUCCAAUUAUAGUGCCAAUAUGUGCUCUGCAAUAAAUAAGUCAAAACUG